AUGAAUAUACGCUCCCGUCUAUUCGGCUUCGGCGCCGCCCAGUUCUCCCAGUCCUCCGGCCGCCAAAAUUCCGUCCCCAAUUCCUCGUGCUCCCACUCGACAGCCGUCGCCGCCACCUCCUCGCCUGCUGCCUCUCGUCUUCCCGCCUCCCGUCUCCACCGGCUUUUCCCCGCCGCCUCGAAAACCCCAGACCCUAGCCGCAGCUCGCAGGUGUAGCAGCGGGCUGCGGCCGCCGCCUCGCCCCGAUGCCUCGAGCCUUCGAAGAGAUCUCCGACGAGGAGUGGUCGCUUCACACCUUCGAGCCUUCGCGCGUCCUCAAGCGCUCCAACAAGCCGCCCUCGCAGCCUCCGCCGCCGAUCGAUUCAUUCCGCUACAACCCCAAGUCUUCCUCCGCCGCCGGCACCAGCACUGCAACAGUCGUCCUCUCCGACGACGACUUCGACCUAGGUGCGGACGGACGGUCGCGCCGCGCCGCGAAGAGCCAGCGCGGCCUCAAGCGCCCGCAUCACGGGGCCCCUUCGCGGGCCCCUCCGUCGACUGGCUCCUUCCGCCACAAUCCUAAACCCUCCAAGGCCGCGGCGGCCUUGGGAUUGUCCGACAGCGAGGACGACGACUUCGACAUCACGAACCAUGACUUUGAUCUUCCUGCCUCGCCUUCGAGGACGUCACGCCUGCGCGGCAAAGGGAAAAACCAACGCGUUCUGAAGCGUCCGCAGCACCGGCCCCAUUCGCAGGCUCUUCCUUCAAUUGGCUCGUUCCGCCACAAUCCCAAGCCCUCAAAGGCCGCUGCCAUCACGGGGCUAUCUAACAGUGAGGACGAUGACUUCGACCUCACAGACCAUGACUUGGACCUUCCAGUUUCGCUUUCCAGGACAUCGCCCUGGCGCCGGAAUGCGGGCCGCCGGUUGUUAACUCCUGCCAUUGACAUGUCCGAGGAUGAAUUAGACCUUCCUACCUCGCCUUUGAGGACGUCAGGCCUGCGCCGCAAAGGGAAGAGCGAGCACGUCGGGAAGCAUCCGCAGCACCAGCCCCGCCAGUUGUUAACUCCUGCCAUUGACAUGUCCGAGGAUGAAUUAGACCUUCCUACCUCGCCUUUGAGGACGUCAGGCCUGCGCCGCAAAGGGAAGAGCCAGCACGUCGGGAAGCAUCCGCAGCACCAGCCCCAUUGGCAGGCUCCGUCAAUUGGCUCGUUCCGCCACAAUCCCAAACCCUCCAAGGCUGCUGCCACCACAGGGCUAUCUGACACUGAUGAUGAUGACUUCGACCUGACAGACCAUGACUUAGACAUUGCAGCUCCACCUUCCAGGACAUCGCGUCCGCGACGUGCUGCUGGUCGUCGGUUGUUAACUGCUGCCAUUGACAUCUCCGAGGAAGAUGAAGACUUAGACCUUGCUGAUGAUGACUUUGACUACCAAGACCCGAGGCCUUUUCAGCAACGCCCCUCUGGUCGACGAUUCGUGAUUGGGGAUGAUGACGACAGUGAUGUUCCUGUAGCAGUGGAUGUGGAGGAUGAUGACGAGGUGGAUUGGUCGGCGCUGGAGAAUGAGGACGAAGAGGAAUGCAAUGUGGGGAGAAAUGUGCAUGUGGAGGAGCGUGAGGGGGAUGUUGUGGGAAUGGCGUUGCGCAAGUGCUCACGCAUCUCGGCAGAUCUGCGACAGGAGCUUUUUGGUACUUCAGCACGAAAUAUUGAAAGCUACGCUGAAACAGAUGCUUCUACUUGCCGGAUUGUUACUCAGGAAGAUGUGAGUGCUGCAUGCACAAGUGAGAAUUCAGGGUUUGACCCUGUGUUGAAGCCGUAUCAGCUCGUGGGAGUUAAUUUCCUUCUCUUAUUGCAUCGGAAAAGCAUUGGCGGAGCAAUCCUGGCUGACGAAAUGGGUCUUGGGAAGACAGUGCAGGCUGUCACUUAUCUUACUUUGCUGCGGCAUCUAUAUAACGACCCAGGUCCACAUCUCAUAGUUUGCCCAGCUUCUGUGUUGGAAAAUUGGGAAAGAGAACUCAAGAAGUGGUGCCCUUCAUUUUCAAUCGUCAUGUUUCAUGGAGCUGGAAGGACUGCCUACUCAAAGGAAUUAAGCUCCUUAGGCAAGGCAGGCUGUCCAGCCCCAUUUAAUGUCCUUCUUGUUGGCUACACACUUUUUGAAAGACGAAGUGCUCAACAAAAGGAUGAUCGUAAGGCCCUCAAAAGAUGGCGAUGGAGUUGUGUUUUGAUGGAUGAAGCACAUGUUCUUAAAGAUAAGGGCAGCUUCCGAUGGAGAAACCUGAUGGCUGUUGCGCAACAUGCACGUCAAAGGCUAAUGCUGACAGGAACUCCUCUUCAAAAUGAUUUGCAUGAGCUAUGGUCAUUGUUGGAAUUUAUGAUGCCUGACAUAUUUGCCACUGGAGAUGUUGAUCUGAAGAAGCUGCUGAAUGCAGAAGAUCGCGGACUAAUUUCACACAUAAAGUCCAUUUUAGGGCCCUUUAUUCUUAGACGAUUGAAGUCAGAUGUAAUGCAGCAGCUUGUUCCUAAAAUACAACAUGUUAAGUUUGUCAUCAUGGACACAGAGCAGUCUAAAGCUUACCAAAAUUCCAUAGAUGAAUACCGUAGUGCUUGUCAGGCUCGUAGUACCAAGUCUUCAGUCGACAUUACCAAUAAUGUUGUUGGAUUGAUUCCAAAGCGGCAAAUAUCAAAUUAUUUUACACAGUUUCGCAAGAUAGCGAACCAUCCUUUGCUUGUAAGGCGUUUUUAUAGUGACAAAGAUGUUGAUCGAAUUGCAAGGUUGCUCUACCCUAAAGGUGCAUUUGGCUUUGAAUGUUCCUUGGAGAAAGCAAUCCAAGAGCUAAAGAACUACAAUGAUUUUGAUAUCCACCAACUAUUAAUAUCAUAUGGUGAUGCGAGUACAAAAGGUGCUCUAACAGAUGAGCAUGUUUUUGCAUCAGCGAAAUGUCAAGCCUUAGCAGAGCUAUUACCUUCUCUAGCAAAUAAUGGUCACAGAGUACUCAUAUUUAGUCAGUGGACCACAAUGCUUGAUAUUCUUGAAUGGGCACUGGAAGUAAUAGGAGUUACAUAUAGACGUCUUGAUGGGGGGACACCUGUAACAGAAAGGCAAACCAUAGUGGACACUUUCAACAAUGAUCAUUCCAUAUUUGCAUGUUUACUUUCUACAAGAGCUGGAGGCCAAGGACUGAACCUUAUAGGAGCUGACACAGUCAUUAUACAUGACAUGGAUUUUAACCCCCAGAUGGACCGGCAAGCUGAAGACCGCUGCCAUCGCAUUGGACAACAGAAACCUGUCACUGUCUACAGGUUAGUGACAAAAGGUUCGGUUGAUGAAAACAUAUAUGAGAUUGCGAGGCGGAAGUUGGUGCUAGAUGCUGCAAUUCUUCAAUCUGGAGCAGAGUUAGAUAAUAGCACUGAUGUACCAGAGAAGACAAUGGGCGAGAUUUUGGCAUCUCUUCUCCUGGCCUAAUCAUGGAGUGUGUUGGAGGGGAGUGACCUAUGCAGUGCACAUUUUCAUCCUACUGGCAAUUCGUGGAUGAGGUUUUAAUGAAUGUAAAUUAUCAUUUCUGAGAAAUAACCUGGCAGCUGUGAUGGUAUCAGUUACAAUCGGAGCAUGGCACUCGACUACUUUCAAACUGCUCUGUACAAUGCCUCUUUUCUGACUUCCAAUACUCAUACCGGAAUGUGUUCUGUCUUUCUUUCAAGAUAUUUUUUUUGCCUGCGAUAGCCUAAUUCUGACAAUUCUCUCCAGUUCUAUUUUUAUUAUCGCCUAAGUGGGACUUUUCAGUCAUUUUUCUAGACACGACGUAACCAUAUUCCAAAUGCAACAAAUACAUUUUAUGUUCGUGAAGGCUUUGGAUAUGUUUUUCUUAGUCCCUGAUUCUGGACUGAGGAUCUGCUUUGCUUACUAGACUUAUCUGACUUCUAGUUUGCCAAAUUUCUUGUAUCUACAUGUCUUGAUUUGGCUGAGAGCCUAGGAUCCCGGGCUAUCUGUUUAUAUUGUGAAGCUACGUUUUUGUAGAAGGAGAUUUGUUGAA
This is a messenger RNA of Panicum virgatum (switchgrass), 4011 nucleotides long. RefSeq names its product protein CHROMATIN REMODELING 19-like. The transcript has 13 exons. Gene Ontology annotation, cellular component: nucleus. The record is from RefSeq and is a predicted model, not a curated record. NCBI's taxonomy places the organism in Eukaryota, Viridiplantae, Streptophyta, Magnoliopsida, Poales, Poaceae. Gene Ontology annotation, molecular function: DNA binding; ATP binding; ATP-dependent chromatin remodeler activity. The coding region runs from base 246 to 3443 and encodes 1065 amino acids.